Molecule: messenger RNA, 2165 nt
Organism: Teleopsis dalmanni
Lineage: Eukaryota; Metazoa; Arthropoda; Insecta; Diptera; Diopsidae
Product: probable G-protein coupled receptor Mth-like 8
Exons: 7
Coding region: 450-2060 (536 amino acids)
Molecular function (GO): G protein-coupled receptor activity
Source: RefSeq, a predicted model, not a curated record
AUUAAAUUAAAUUUAAAUUUAUAAUUCACAUUGGAUGUACCAUCAAUUCGCCUCUAUCUUCUAUGUACUUCUUUCUGGCUUGCGUUGAUAUAAACACGCAGAAUUGUAAACAAAACGUUGGAAAAAUAUUUCAUUUGAAUAUUCGAAGCGUUGAGGUUGCGAAUUGAUUGGGUAGUGCGGUCAAGUUGCCAAUCAAACAGUUUAUUAAAAAAUCAAUUGUAAUUAAAUAAUAAAUAUUAAAAAUGUGCUAAGCAACGAGUGAAAGUGAAUUUAAUUUCUUGAUAUAAAGUACUUAAGUUAGUUAUAAAAUACAAGGAAAUAUUAAUAGAAUUAAGUGAACACAGUGGAUUUAAUAUCAUAAAUAUCAACCUCACUAUCAACCUCACAAUUAACCUCACCAUCAACCUCACCAUUUACCAUUUACCUCACCAGUAACGAAGUCAAUAAAAAUGUUAAAAAUAUUACUUGCAAUUGCUCUCUGCUGUGCAACUUACACCCACGCACAUCAGGUGGAAUCAAAAUAUCCUUGCGCCUUCAUAGACACGGCAAACAUCACGGGUAGCUUUUCGCACGACACAACGAAUAUGUCGUACAUAUACGAAUGGAUGAUAAUACCACGUGAACUGGUAGCGGCUUAUGACUUUAUCAUACAGGACGGUGUACGCGUACCGGCAGAGCGACAUUUACGCGCCUGUGUAUGCAAACUGAAACCGUGCAUACGCUUUUGUUGCACACAAGGACAAUACUAUGAUGUCAAGAAUAAAACGUGUAUCGCAGUCCCGGAUGUUGUUGAACCCAAUAUGCAGCAACACAUUGCCAUUAGCGCUAGCAACAAUAGUCAGAUUAGCAGCAACAGUAGCAACAGUAGCAACAGUAUCAACAGUAGCAACAACAGUAGCGAUAAAAUUGCGCCUUUGAUGGAUCAGAGCUUUAUGCUGAUUAAACAGUGGAAUGGCACCUCGAGAAUCGUUAAUACCUCAACACAUUUUUCAGUACACAUUGGCAGUCCUUGUGAGAAUAUGCGUUUAUUGAAGAAAAAUAAUCAAAUUGUUCAGUGGAAUUUAUAUGAGAACGGCAGCAUUUCACAUAAAAAUCAUUUAUUUUCAAAACAUUAUUGCUACACUCCAUAUGAGAAACCAAACUCUGUGUGGGAGUGGCAACCUCUGGCGUGUGCACCCGAGAAGCUGCCAUUUGUAUUAGGUGUUAAGGAAUGGACUUAUGCUAUAUGUCUUAUCAUAGCCGUAAUUUGCAUGAGCAUUAUUUUGUUCGUACAUCUGCUCUGCACAGAAUUGCGAAACACCUUCUACGGUGUAGCGAUCAAAUGCUACGCACUAUGCAUUAUAAUCGGUUAUUCACUUCUGGCACACCUAAUAUUGAAUGAUCCAGCGAAUAUGUUAAAAUUUUCCUGCUCCAACAUACCUUGCUUUGCCUUAUGUUUUCUGGUCUUGUCCUUCUUCAUACUGACAUUUAUCAGCUUUAAUUUUUAUUUAAAUUUCCAUGGCGUUAUUUUGACGAAACUAAUGUUUUGGUUAACUUUUUGUCCAAUUGUAUUGCUCUGUGUUGGUUGGUCCUUCUACGUGGGUUUCGACUAUUACCAGAAUAAACCAAUUUUCGGUGGCGAUUCAUGUUGGUUCGAUCCCAGAAACUGGUCUAUUAUGGUAUAUUUCUAUGGUCCCAUUUUUCUGUCUUGUGUUUUAAGUGGAUUUUUCUAUCUCUUGACUUUAAUGCGCAUUUCCGAAAGACAGGAAGCAGAUGUUAACAAAUUGAUUGCGACUAUUGAAGAAAACCGUUUCAAAUCAUUUUGGAAGUUCUUUGGUUACACAGUAGUCACUUGGCUUGUGUGCAUGUUCUCCUUUGUAAUUAACUACUAUAGAGGGGAGAAGACACAUAUUAAUUAUGCGGUUUGCUUGUUCGUGGCAUUGCACGGUUUUGGCGCUCUUUACACUCUAAUCGGAAAAAAUCAGCAAAUACAGAAGUUUCUGCGGAGAAUAGAUGAAGAUGUCGAUGAUGAUGACGAUGAAGAUCUGCAACCGAGUUCAGUGCGAAUGACGAGUUUUUAAAUAGUAAUAGUUUUUCAUUUAUACACAAGUAUACUUAGUUUAAUUGUAAUGAUAUAUUUUUUGUUUGAUGUUCUUGUACUAAUUAAUUUCAUAAUUAAGAAUUUC